AUGGCAAUGGAUCACGAUACCUCUGUCUCCUGGUCGGAGCAGCUUCCGGGAGAGACCCUGAUGGCCCACGCCAACGAAGACGACUUUUCCACCUUUCUGGAGUUCGGCCUCGACUUUGCCGACCUGGAGGGGCAUGGCUCGCCCGCUGUCCAGCAGCACCAGCAUCAGCACCAGCGAGCAGCAAUGCAGCAUCCCGAUCACUCGAUCACCACCUCAAUGGCUGAAGAUGCUCGCAUCGCCCCCGGCCAUGCCUCGCCGUAUGCUCCUGUCGUCUCCGGCCACUUGCCCGUCGGCAUUCCGAACAACGGGCCCGUCGAAGAUCAUGCAUUCCACUUUUCGCACGAGCAGCAGCAGGCUCAGCAACACCACCACCACCAGCAACAGCAGCAGCAUAUGGCCUCGCACAACCAUCCACAGCUGGCUCUCCAGCACCAGGACAAAUAUCCCCCGCACACCGCUACCCACUCAUUCCCCAACGGCCAGCAUGUAAUACCACCAACUCCGAAUAGUAUCGAGCUUCAUGGCGGUGCUGCCCGCUACCCGCAGCGCGUGGAUAUGGGAAGUGAGAUCUACGACCGGUACGGUCAGAUGAAUGAUGACCAGGCUGCUUUCUAUACCCCCUUAAUAUCACCCGCAAUGACGCCCUUGGAAACACAAUUCCGCCUUCCCGAAUAUACCAUCCCCGGCGAGUACUUCACCCCGCUGACUUCACCCGCCCUUGAGCCACAGGGCUCCAACAACAACAACGGCUUUCCAUUCCAACAGACGAAACAGCCUCCAAGCACCCAGGCCCCAGGUGACCCUGCCACGAGCAUGGGUAUGACCUCUGCGCCUUCGUCCCCAGCUGUCUUGAGACGACAGCGGCGCCGUCCCUCCACCGCGACUCGCACCGGCGGGCGAGCUGCCAAGGCAUCCCCUUCAAUCCAACCCAAGAACUGGAGAAAGCAGGCCAUGACCACGCAAUUCGUGGCUGACGACCUCGCAAAUAAUGGCCUAGGGCAGGACGCCCGGCUAGCUACCGGUGGAGGCAGCUCCCUGCGCUAUAGCGGCCAUGAAAGCUCUCAAGACUCUGUGUCACCCGAGCCCAUCUCAGAGCCACUAAUGCCUCCUCCCGCAAUCCCAUCAGCACGCAGGUCGCCGGCGUUCCGGCCUCAAGUCAUGGAAUCAGAUUCAAGUGCUCCCGCCACUCCUGCUACGCUGAUGAGGAUCAACAAUCGGCCGCAGGAACCUACCGGCCAGUUUUCCGGCUUUGCCAGUCUUGUUCCAAAUGACGUGCAGGAUGAGCUUAUGGAGGAUGUGGUUUUGCCCGAGGCCGCUGCCACAGAUAUUCGUCCACGACCGAGCCGCAUCGACACCGCAAUCAACUCCAAAGAGCAGCACUCGGUCCAUUCGACUCCUGUUGAUCCCAAGUCCGCCACAGAACGCCCUGCUUCUGGGUCGUUGACACCUGCACCGCAUUCGGGAGCUAUGCCGUCUCCUAGUGGACCCAUUCCCAAGAAAUCAGAUUCCAAGGCUGUAAAUGGCCGCAAGAGACACAGCGUGAGCUCUUCUCAUGCCAGCCCGGCUCUUCGUCCAAGGAUAAGCCCUAGCAUUCAGCCACUAGUCCGUGGUGAAGGCAUGACGGGUGAAUCUUCGGCGUUGUAUCUUGCAUCCAAAUCCAAUUACCAACACAUUCUGGACGGAACCCUCUUACCGGGCGUCUCAUACCCAGAAUCUCUUGCCGAGAACCUGAGCUCCAAGCGGACGAAUCACAAACUGGCCGAACAGGGACGCCGAAAUAGAAUCAACACUGCUCUGAAGGAAAUCGAAGCCCUUUUACCACCUGGGUUUACUCGGGAACGAGCUGCCAAGGAGAGUAAAGAAGCAGGCGCUGCAAAAAGUGGAGAAAAGGAGAAAGACAAGAACGCUCAGCAGACGAUCAGCAAGGCCAGCACUGUUGAGAUGGCCAUUGACUAUAUCAAGGCUUUGCAGCAGGAGCUAGACUCGACCAAAUCGCAGCUCAACAUAGCAGUGUCCAAACUGGCUGCCCAGAGUUCGAAUUCCCCUAACAGCGCUGCAAACAGCACAGAUGCGGCAACAGAGAACUCGGUUUCUCCUGCGUAG
Molecule: messenger RNA, 2103 nt
Organism: Talaromyces rugulosus
Lineage: Eukaryota; Fungi; Ascomycota; Eurotiomycetes; Eurotiales; Trichocomaceae
Exons: 3
Coding region: 1-2103 (700 amino acids)
Molecular function (GO): protein dimerization activity
Source: RefSeq, a predicted model, not a curated record